Molecule: messenger RNA, 1770 nt
Organism: Sardina pilchardus (European sardine)
Lineage: Eukaryota; Metazoa; Chordata; Actinopteri; Clupeiformes; Clupeidae
Gene: tmem220
Product: transmembrane protein 220
Exons: 6
Coding region: 156-653 (165 amino acids)
Source: RefSeq, a predicted model, not a curated record
AAUCAACUUUUCCAGAUUUCCAGUUCUGUGUGGGUAUAUCACCUGACUUCAGAAACUUCAACUCCCAUGUUCCUGUGAAAGUAUUUGAACAGAUCCGGGUUUUCCAUGACCGUGGGGAAAGUGAACAAACUCUUGUCAAACUUUGUACCAACGCGAUGAAGCACCGACCGUUCUGGCUUCAGAAUGUCUGGAGGAUCUGCAACUUAUUUAUGUCGCUGUUUUUUGGUCUGGCGACUUAUGUCCAGAUUAACGACCCAGAUGCAGGACUGUGGAUGGUGGGCUAUGCCAUUCCAGCAAGUUUGACCCUAAUUGUUAGCUGGCAUCCACACAUAACAGAGAAUUUGAUCUGGCGAAGAGUAUCUGAUCUCUAUGUCCUUAUUGGUACAACUUUUUGUGCGAUGUUGGGAUGGAUACUUUUCAAAGAAGGCAUCACAGAUAUUUUCCAACAAGAGGAGGGGAGAGAAUUUUCUGGUCUCGUGUUAACGGUUACCUGGCUUCUGCUAUGCAGGCAUUCAGGAAGGGAUGGAAUUGGAAUGAUCAGAUUGUCCACUGCUGUCGGUAUCACAGUAUUUCCAUUUGUGGCAUGGCUUUACUACUACAUCAACACAGAGCUGAGAUCCAACUGGCCCUCACAUUGUAAAACAGCACUCUAGGUCUGAGUAGUAGCACCGACUUAUUACAUUUCAUUGCCAUUUCCCUAGGCAAACACUAUAAGGGACUACAAUAUGAAACACUUUUGUAUUAUAUGAUGUGUCUACAUCAUAGAUGUUUAAACUAGACAUAUGCUGUACAUGGUAUUGUACAUAUCGAUUUGCAUGUAAAUCUUUUGACAGGAUUAUCAAUAAAAAUAUACAGUAUAACCCUACAAAUAUAAAUUUCUUUCAUGGUACUAGCAUACCAUGUUUCUUGUAAAAAAGCCUUGACUUAAGAAGGGAAAAAAAUAGAAUCUUAAAAAAUAGAACACAAUAUUAUUAACCCUCACCCCUCAGUAGAUGGGAAUAUACAGCAUGACAGGGAUAUCACGUGAGUCUGUAGUUGCCUGACUACUCUUGUUUACAUUGGAAGUAGCCUCUCUAACAGUAAAGAUUCUGGAUCUAACUGCCAAACAAGCUGCUUAAGCCUCAGCCUCUAUAGUCGGUCAUCUCGUAUUUGGAUAUUUAUGUGGACUUUUGAAACAUGUCAUGAAAAUCACAAUUCCAGGCAUAUAUGACAUUCUACUCCUUGUAAAUCACACAUGCGGUAUCGCAAAUUAACGCAUGUCUUUUCCAUCAAGCUUCUCUGUACAGUUUACUGACAGGUCUAAUAGAGCAUUUCCAGAUCUUAACAUUAUUGGCCAGUAUUUGCUGGACUGGCUGGAUUUGCUGGACUCCAAAGUGAUCUCAUACCCAACUACAGGUGGCAGUAAACAUUCACUUAUUUGAAGGUACACAGGUGUGCUAACUUGUAAGUUACCUAGAUGACUUCUGAAACUUUCAGAUUUUUUGUGUAGACAUGUAUUGCUAUGGCAUACAACCUGUGCAUAUGUGAAUCAAUUUACUUGAUUUUCUUUUCAUGACAACAAUACUUAAAAAUAAGAUCCCACAACUGUUGCCACAAAAAAAACAGAACUAAAGUGGCACAAAACUGCUGCCCAGUUAGCAUUAAGUAGCCUAAGGAUUUCAUUCGGAGCUGCAAGCUCAAAAUGGCUGUUAAACCAGUAUUUAAUUACACGCCUGUCAGAGGUGCAUUUUUGCUUUUGGACUUAUUUUUAGUCUGCCAAACGCUAUACCC